AUGGAUCUCUUUGAUGAUACUAAUCCUUAUUACAAAUAAGCAUUAUCUAUGCCUACCUUCGAACCAGUUUUUAGACGUGUUACUACUUACAAUUAAACUUAGAAUAGAAAUAUUAAUUGGGUCUUUUUAUAACCUAUUUCAUGCACACUUUUACAUAGUGAACAAGAUUACAUUGAAAGUGGGCGAGAUAAAUUUAAUGAAAGCAUGCUUACUGUUUAUAACACACCAGAUUCAUAAAGGGAAUUCGAUUUAUUAAGUGAUGUUAAAAAAUUUAAGGCUACUAAAAUUUCAGCUAGAAAUAAGAAAGAACUUAAAUUUCCUAAAGAAUUUGAUAAAGUAUUUGAAGAAUUAGAUAAAGAGUAUUAAUUGGAAUUUCAUUUACAAAGAGGUGUUAAUCCUUUUUUACACUAACCUAAUUAUAUAUAACCAAUAACAGUAUAUGGAUAAUUCUCAAAUUAAAAAAAUCUAAAAAGUAUAUCAGGAAUUAUUGAAAAAUGCUAUUUACCAAAUAUGAUUCGUAUUUGUUGUAAGUUUAAUGAUGAUGAAUUAAACUACAAUUUUAAAGGGAGAUUUAAUAAUGUAAAAAUCAUCUAAAAUUUGGAAGAAGAAGAGACAAUAUAAAUUCUUUACUUAAAAGUAAAUGAAUAGUAGAAUGUUGGGGAAUAAUUUUGGUACUUUGUUUCUUUAAUUUAUAAAAAACUUGAUGAUGGAGGAUGCUUUGUUUUUGAAAUGAAAAAUUUAGCUGAUUCUGCCUUUACAUAAUUUUUAUAUCUAUUUCAAAAAUUGUUUUUAAUUAUUUCACUUGAUCAUAGUGAUAUUUUAACUUUGAGUCCUAAAAUUAGUUGUUUUGGUUUUUAAAGAAAAAGUUCUAUUGGACUUUUAAAUAAGGUAAUAAAGAAUGCAGAUGAGAUUAAGAAUAAUAAUUAUAAUAUUUUUAGAAUUAGGUAAUUGACUCAAGAUCAUAAAUUUGAGCAUUAUUUAGUUUCAUUUUAUCGAUAAUAUUUGAUGAAAAUCUCAUAAUAAAUAAAAUUAAUUUAACAUUUUGAGAAAGGAGGAGAAAUAAAUUAUCAAGAAUUUAUUUAAGAAUGUGAGAAAAUGAAGGAAAAGGAAAAGAAAAAAAAGUAUAAUUAACCAAAUGAUUAACCUCAUUUUCAAAGAGAGCCUAGAAAUGGAAACAAUCAAAAACCGUAAUCACCAAAAGUUUUGAAUAAAAAUUUAGAUUUAAAUAUAACAGGUCCUCUAAUGGAAUUUAAAUCUUAUCAACCUAAGAGAGAUUACCUUAAGAAAUAGAAAAGUCCACCAAAAUAAAUGAGUAAGGAAGAAAGAAAUAAAAUGGAAUUAGAGAAGUUGAUUAACUAAGGCAAUUAGAAGAAAUAGACAACAAAAUAAAUUUAAUAAAAAAACUAUGAGGAGCAAUUAGGAUUAAGUGGUAAUAAGAAAAGUUAUAAGACCACUGCUAAAGAUAGAAAAAAGAAGCAUUGAA
This is a messenger RNA of Paramecium sonneborni, 1483 nucleotides long. The record is from the annotation of a GenBank genome assembly. NCBI's taxonomy places the organism in Eukaryota, Ciliophora, Oligohymenophorea, Peniculida, Parameciidae.